Capronia epimyces CBS 606.96 is the source of this 2190-nucleotide messenger RNA. RefSeq lists its product as uncharacterized. Bases 1 to 2190 code for a protein of 729 amino acids. The transcript has 4 exons. Gene Ontology annotation, molecular function: protein binding. NCBI's taxonomy places the organism in Eukaryota, Fungi, Ascomycota, Eurotiomycetes, Chaetothyriales, Herpotrichiellaceae. The record is from RefSeq and is a predicted model, not a curated record. Gene Ontology annotation, biological process: regulation of actin filament polymerization.
AUGUCUCAAGUCGCCGCCGUCAGCUUCGGCGCAGAACUCAAGGACGGCUAUAAGCCGGUCGAUAACUGGGUCAGUCUCGGAAUCACCUGGCUCACCGAGAUCCAAGAAUUCUAUGAGGAACGCUCCGCCAUCGAGAAGGAAUACAGUCAGAAGUUGACGGCGUUGGCGAAAAAAUACUAUGACAAGAAAGCGAAGAGAUCGAGCAACCUGAGCGUCGGGGACAGCCCUGCUCUCACGCCGGGAUCCUUGGAGUCAGCCUCUCUCACAACAUGGACGACCCAACUGUCCACUUUGGAGGCGCGCGCCAAUGAACAUGGCAAGUUUGCACAAGACCUGAUCAGUCAGGUAGCCACACCAUUGGAGUACAACACCCGGAAGUUGGAAGAGCUACGGAAGAGCCAUGCAGAAUACCAGCUCAAAUUGGUCAAGGAGCGGGACUCGUCCUACGGCGACUUGAAGAAAUUGAAGGCCAGAUAUGACACUGUCUGUCAAGAAGUCGAGAACCGCCGGAAGAAGGCCGAAUCCUCCUUUGACAAGGCCAAAGCUCAAAGUGCGUACAGCCAGCAACUGGCAGAAAUGAACAACGCCAAAAAUACGUACCUGAUCGGUAUCAACGUGACAAACAAGCUGAAAGAAUGCUACUAUCACGACUACGUUCCGGACCUCCUUGACUCCCUGCAGGACUUGAACGAGACCCGUGUGGCUAAAUUGAACAGCCUCUGGCUACUUGCUUCGGCGCUCGAGGCCAACACGUUAAAGCGGAGUACCGAUCACAUGUCCCACCUGUCGGCCGAGAUCCCCAGAAACGAUCCGAGGCUCGACAGCAAUAUGUUUGUCCGGCACAAUGCUGUGCAAUGGCAGGAGCCUCCUCAUCUGGUGUUUGAACCGUCUCCGGUCUGGCUGGAUGCCGACAACAUGAUGACCGACGAAACCUCCAAAAUAUUCCUUCGCAAUAUCCUCCAGAAGAGUAAGCCCUUGAUCAAUCAACUCAAAGCCGCAUCUGAACAGAAGAGACGCGAAUUGGAAAAUGUGAAGAAGGCCCGUGAGAACAUCCGAGCAGGGAAGGAUCGGCGCGACGAAGUUGAUUGCGUCCGAUCGCAGUUCACCGUACAAGAGGAACUCCAUGCCAUCGAUCGCCAGCGCUUGACGGCCGAAGUUGAAACCUCGACAAUCACCUCGGUCGUCGGAGAUCUCAGCAUGUAUGGAAAAAGCCACACGUUCAAAUCCGAGACGUUCAAAAUCCCCACCAACUGCGAUCUAUGCGGCGAUCGGAUUUGGGGUCUGAGUGCCAAAGGAUUCAUUUGCACAGACUGCGGCUUUACAUGCCACAGUAAGUGCCAUAUGAAGGUGCCGGCGGACUGCCCAGGGGAGCAGACGAAGGAGGAGAAAAAGAAGUUGAAGGCUGAACGACAAGCCGCUGCAAUAGCGGCGGCAGAAACGCCAGCAUCGAAUGGUGCAAACAUUCCUCCGUCCCUGACAAGACAAGAUACCAUGAGCAGUCUCUCGUCUGGCUAUGCUGCCAGUGGGACACGAUCGCUGUCAGGUAACAUACCCAGAUCCACAACGCAAGACGACGCGCCCGCUCUGGGCGCGGGCGCAGGCACGACGACGUCCGGUGGCAUGAGGCGGAACCGCAUAGUCGCGCCUCCCCCAGCCACAUUUGUGAGUGCUCUUGUCGGCUCGGGUACCAAUGGAAGCAGCCAACCACGGGCAAAGAUGCUCUAUCCCUACGACGCCAGGGACGAAGGUGAGAUAACACUCUCGGAAGGGACCGAAGUGAAGAUCUUAGAACCUGACGAUGGCGGAUGGACCAAAGUACAAGCCGGCUUUGGCAAAGAAGGCCUCGUGCCUACAGCCUACCUCGAAGAGCUUCCCACGACGGCAACCACUCCGGCGUAUGAGCGGCCACCAUCAUUGGCGUCCACUUCUAGUACUUCACUGGCGUCUUCGACUGUCGCGGGUGCGACCAAGAAGAAACAGGGUCCGGCUGUGGCGCCUAAGCGUGGGGCGAAGAAAUUGAAGUAUGUCGAGGCAUUGUACCCGUACAAUGCCCAAAGCGAUGCCGAGUUCGACAUGUCCGAGGGCGAAAGGUUUGUCCUGGUCAGCAUGGGAACAGGAGAUGGCUGGGCCGAAGUGGAGAAGAACGGUGAGACGCGUUGUGUACCUGCGAAUUAUAUCCAGGAGGUUUGA